AUGGAUGGAGCGCAGCGUCCGGCGAUUGUCAUGGACUGCGGAACGGGCUACACGAAGCUGGGCUACGCGGGGAACGUGGAGCCCAGCUACUGCUUCCCAACAGCGAUCUCCAGUGGGCCGUCUGCUGCACAGCGCAGUCCUAGCCAGCAGGCAUCUGGCCUGGAGGACUUGGACUUCUGCAUCGGAGAUGAGGCCCUGGCCCACGGCCCAACGUGCCCUGUCACCUACCCUAUUAAGCAUGGCAUGGUUGAAAACUGGGGCUCAAUCGAACGGUUCUGGCAGCAGUGCAUCUUCAAGUGA
Molecule: messenger RNA, 300 nt
Organism: Ostreobium quekettii
Lineage: Eukaryota; Viridiplantae; Chlorophyta; Ulvophyceae; Bryopsidales; Ostreobiaceae
Source: the annotation of a GenBank genome assembly